AUGGAGCCGUCGUCGGAUUUACAGCAGAAGCUCUCAGAGCUAGACCACGAGCUCGAGGAAGGCGAGAUCACACGGAAGGGCUACGAGAAACGUCGCACUCUCCUCCUGAGCCAAUUCCAAGGUGUCGGCAGCGCCACCUCCUCCCCGCGAGCAUCGAUACAAUCCCAACCUCAUAUCGCAUAUAACCCCCAUCACUCAGUUCAAUCCAUAAAUCGAUCUGCUGCCGCUUCUCCUGCUCCUUACCAGCAGCAGGAAUCGCCAAGGCCGAACAGGCAUAGCCUGCAAGUCGGACAGGCGGGGAACUAUGACAGCAGAGCUGACACCAUGGUGUCGGCCGUUACGGCCAAUACACACUUCUCUGGCGGCGGCGGCGGAACUCGUAGCUUCUCACAGCCAUUGCAAACUCCGCAAUGGCAUCAGAGGAAUCAUUCAGGAAGUGCGGCACCCGCAGCGCAGGCACGGCAGGCGUCAUACUCAUACGGUCACCAACCUCAGGGUUCUUCGUCGUCGUCUCAGAGCCAAUACGUCGCAUACCAGCCGCCGAUGAGCGACUAUGGAGGCUACAAUAACAACAAUGGUGGACAAGGACAGUAUGAUCCAUACUAUGGUAACCAGCAACAACAACCUCCAGUGCAGCAGCCUGGGGGCCAAUACGGUUACGAUUCCCGCGCCCAAACGAUGCAAGAAUAUGCUUACGAAGGUACGAACACCAUGACGAGUACCGCCUACUUUGCCGACUUUUCUCAGCAAAACUACGACCCGGCGCAGCAGCUCCGUCCGGAUAACUAUCAGGGAAACCAACCAUAUGUUCACCGCUACUCAGGCGCCACUGCAGAUCCACCUUACUCCCCAGCUGUAAACAUCGCCCCACCGUUACUAACGGCUUCAGACCUGCCGCCUGCGGUGGUUACUAGUCACCAGAUGCCGCUAGAGCCUAGAGACGUCCCGUUCGACGUCUACGAUCCACAUAAUGCCAACAUUCCUAUGUCGAAAUUCGACAAUAUUGCCGCUGUCUUGCGAUAUCGAAUGCGUGUGAAUGGAAAACAGGCUGCCUACAUGGUGCUGGACGGCAAAGGGAAAGAGAUAGCCACUUGUAACUGGGAUAAACUCGGUUCUAGGGCCGAAAAGGUCGCACAGGUCAUCCGCGAGAAGUCGAACCUUUACAGAGGCGAUAGAGUAGCAUUGAUUUAUCGCGAUAUCGAAGUGAUAGAUUUUGCGAUUGCGCUACUAGGGUGUUUCAUUGCAGGCGUUGUAGCAGUUCCUGUGAAUAAUCCGGAAGAUCAUGCGAAACUUAACUUGAUAUUACAGCAAACACAAGCACAUUUAGCCCUGACGACGGAUAACAAUCUUAAAGCUUUCCAGCGCGAUCUUGUGAACCAGAAACUUCAAUGGCCGAGAGGCGUUGAAUGGUGGAAAACAAACGAAUUCAAGAGUUUCCACAGCAAGGGUGAGGGGCCGGCUUUACAGGUCCCGGAUUUAGCAUACAUUGAGUUCUCCAGGGCACCUACGGGAGAUUUGAGAGGUGUGGUGAUGGAUCACAGGACAAUCAUGCAUCAGAUGUCGAAUCUUUCGGCUAUAAUCUCGACUACGGGUACACAGCAGAGCUCGAAGGAUACGUUCGCGUCGAAUUUGAGGGAUAGGGCUGGCAAACCGAUAGCUGUUAGUAACACUGGAGAAACGCUGGUGACGUACCUGGAUCCGCGACAGUCGGUUGGUAUGAUCAUGGGGGUUCUGUUGGCUGUUUAUGCGGGAAAUACGACAAUAUACUGCACUCAUUCGUGUAUUUCCACACCGGGAUUAUACGCCAAUAUCAUCACACGAUACAAAGCUACGCUUAUCCUGGCUGAUUAUCCGGGUUUGAAGCAAGUAGCGUAUAAUUACCAACAAGACCCAUACACGACUCGCAACUUUUCGAAAAAGCAGACGGUUGAUUUCUCGCCGAUGAAGAUGUGUUUGAUUGAUUGUUUGACAGUAGAUUCGGAGUUUCACGAGAUUUUAGCUGAUAGAUGGUUACGGCCCUUGGGGAAUGCGAGGGCGAGAGAUGUGGUUGCUCCUAUGCUUUGUUUGCCAGAGCAUGGAGGAAUGUUGAUUUCGAUUAGGGAUUGGUUAGGAGGCGAAGAGAGGAUGGGGUGCAGUCUGGUGGCGGAGGUGCUGAAUCUAGUUGAUCCUGAGAAACCGAAGGAGAGUUCUCCAGGUGGUUAUAGUGGCUUAAUUGGGUCUGAUGUCGCGAAGCUAGAGGAUGGGCACAGGCAGAGCGACUUACUCGAAGCACUUUUGGAUAAAGAAGCUUUGAAGACCAACGACGUGGUUAUUGUCGCCGUUGGAGCGGAAGCUAGGAAGAGAUCUAACGAGCCUGGUGUCGUUAGGUUAAUGGCGUUUGGGUAUCCUUUGCCGGAUGCUACUCUCGCUAUCGUUGACCCCGAGAACUCGGUGCUCUGUGGGCCCAAUACGAUUGGUGAAAUAUGGGUUGACUCCCCUUCGCUAUCGGGUGGAUUUUGGGCGCUGCCGAAACACACGGAAACCAUCUUCCACGCAAAGCCAUAUAAGUUCGAACCCGAGAAUCCGUUACCUGUUAUGCUAGAUAUGGAGUUCUUGAGGACCGGCUUACUGGGGUGCGUGAUCGAAGGGAAAGUGUUCGUGCUAGGCUUGUAUGAAGAUAGAUUACGGCAGAAAGUGGAGUGGAGUGAAGGUGCAGCCGAUAUGGGGAUGGGGAGAGCGAUGGCGGAGUAUCGAUAUUUCUUCGUGCAGCAUGUUAUUGUGAGCAUUAUCAAGAACGUGCCGAAGAUAUAUGAUAGCUCUGCAUUCGAUGUUUACGUGAAUGAUGAACAUCUACCUAUCAUACUUUUGGAAUCGCCCGCGGCUUCAACAUCUCCAUCCUCAGCAGGUGGACCUCCUAGACAGCUGGAUACACCGCUGUUAGAAUCGAUAGCUGAGAAGUGUAUCGAAGUUUUGCUCGAACAGCAUCAAGUCAGAACAUACUGCGUCAUGAUUACCGCACCCAAUACUCUACCGCGAACGUGGAAAAAUGGUCGGCGAGAAAUCGGCAAUAUGCUUUGCAGGAAGGAAUUCGACGUCGGUGGACUCCCAUGCGUGUACGUCAAGUUUGGGGUCGAAAGAGCGGUAUUGAAUCUUCCCCUCGGCGCUGAUCCAGUUGGUGGGAUUUGGUCAGUUGAAGCGUCGGAUCAACGACAGGCUGCUCUGGCUAGUAACGAAAAGCAGUACUCUGGCUUCGACUAUCGAGAGGUUGUUAUUGAUGACCGGACAUCGACACCACUCAAUUCUUUCUCGAGCAUUGUUGAUUUGUUACAGUGGCGUGUGUCGAGACAAGCUGAGGAGCUGAGUUACUGUACUAUCGAUGCGAAGGGUAAGGAGGGCAAGGGAGUUACAUGGAAGAAACUAGAUCAAAAGAUUGCGGCUGUUGCAGGCUACCUCAAAAAGAAAGGGUAUAAGGCCGGUGAACACAUUAUUCUCAUAUACACGCACUCGGAGGAUUUUGUAUAUGCGGUCCAUGCUUGCUUUUGUAUGGGGAUUAUUGUGAUUCCUAUGGCACCGCUAGAUAAUAAUCGGUUAUCAGAGGAUGUACCGGCAUUAUUGCAUAUCAUCCAGGACUACAAAGUCCGGGCGAUCUUGGUUAAUAAUGACGUCGACUCACUAUUAAAGCAGAAGAGCUUGGCUCAGCACAUCAAGCAAUCUGCUAACGUACUCAAGAUUACCAUGCCGCCGAUUCACAAUACCGCCAAGCCACCAAAGCAGAACAAUGGAUGUCGGGAUAUGGGAUUCACGAUGAAGCCUGCAUGGGUGCAAAGUAAACAGCCCGCGAUGGUUUGGACCUAUUGGACGCCAGAUCAAAGGAGUGUGGCUGUCAGUUUGAGCCAUCAAACGAUCUUGGGGAUAUGUAAGGUGCAGAAGGAGACUUGUCAGAUGACGAGUAGUCGGCCGGUGUUUGGAUGUGUUAGGAGCACGAACGGGCUAGGGUUUGUGCAUACUUGUUUGAUGGGGGUGUUCGUUGGUGCCUCGACAUAUCUUGUUUCUCCGUUGGAUUUUGGAGCAAAUCCUCUCCUUUUGUUCCAGACUCUAGCACGGUAUAAGGUUAAAGAUACAUAUGCGACACCGCAAAUGAUGGAUCAUGCUGUUUCACCGAUGACGAAGACUGGGUUUAAUCUCAAUGAAUUGAAGAACCUUAUGAUUUCAUUUGAGUCGCGGCCCAGGCAGGAUUUGUACCGCAAGGUACAAUUGCACUUUGCUACGACUUUUCUAGACCGCUUCUCCAUCAACACUGUGUAUUCGCAUGUUCUGAACCCCAUGGUGGCAUCAAGAUCGUACAUGACGAUAGAGCCCGUCGAGUUACAUCUUGACACCAGAGCACUACGGCGUGGACUUAUCUACCCCGUUGAACCAGACACUGAUAGCACGAGCCUUCUAGUACAGGACUCCGGCAUGGUUCCGGUUUCCACGCAGAUUGCGAUUGUGAAUCCGGAAACUUGCAGGCUGUGCCACGUUGGAGAGUACGGAGAGAUAUGGGCUAGCUCGGAAGCCAACGCGGACAGCUUUUAUGGAAGCAGUGAUGCGUUUGAUGCUGAGAGAUUCAAUGCUAAAACGGUGGAUGGGGAUCCGAGGAUUACGUAUGUGAGAACCGGGGACUUGGGUUUCUUGCAUACGGUUAAUCGACCUGUGGGGCCCCAGGGGCAACUGGCAGAGAUGCAAAUGCUAUUUGUACUGGGGAGCUUGGGGGAGACAUUUGAGGUUAAUGGUUUGAGUCACUUCCCUAUGGAUAUCGAGUCUAGCGUCGAACGGGCACAUAGGAAUGUGGUACCCGGUGGCAGCGCAGUCUUCCAAGCGGGAGGUUUAGUUGUUGUGCUUAUUGAGGUAUAUCGCAAGUCAUUUUUGGCGAGUAUUGUCCCGGUUAUUGUCAAUGCGAUAUUGAAUGAGCAUCAGCUUGUGGUGGAUAUUGUGGCAUUUGUGGGACAGGGUGAUUUCCCAAGAUCGAGAUUGGGGGAGAAACAGCGGGGCAAGAUUUUGGCAAAUUGGGUCACGAGGAAGUUGCGCACAAUUGCACAAUUUGGCAUUCGGGACCUUGAUUCUACGGAACAUGCUGCUGCUACUAUGCCACCGCCGCCACCUCAGCAAAUUGGCGUAGGAGGAUCACCACCAGCACCGGUUCAGCUCGUAGAACAAAUCCAACCGGCCAACAUGGAAGGAUAUACACCACCACCAGAACAGACUCUAAUUGGAGCCGCACACGCCGGCUUACCAGAGGAACCAGAAGUUCCACGAUUACCAGAACCAAUGAAUGCGGAAGACUUUAUGCCGAUACCAAAAUCACAUAUGGAUCCUUAUGGCAUGACAGCAACCCAUUACGGCCCUGUACCAGUUGAAAUGCCAACAAGCUAUCAUGAAAUCGCAGAACCUACGCCAAAAGCCGUAGAGAGGAAUUCAUAUCUCGGAGAUGUAAAACUUGGGGAGCUAGCUUCAGAGGGUGUUUCUUCUUCCUCGCCGCCGAAGAUUCCGCAGAUGAAUCCUAGAAGGAGGAGUACUUACUCUGCGCAGCAUCACCCGGAUACACCAGAGGAUGAAACACACGGAUGGAUAGGAGGAGGGGAAGAUGUGACCACGCCUAAGGCGGGUGUGGAGAAUGAGAUGAAGAGGUUGAGUUUGGGACUUGAUGGGACUGGAGACAUGGAAUUGGAUACGUCGAGACGGAUGAGCGGGGAUAGUGAUAUUAGGAAUUAUAAUUAUCCUGCUGAGGCGCUGAUGUAUCAGAAGCUUUUGGAGAGGGAUGGGUGA
Messenger RNA from Orbilia oligospora ATCC 24927, 5784 nucleotides. RefSeq lists its product as uncharacterized. The record is from RefSeq and is a predicted model, not a curated record. NCBI's taxonomy places the organism in Eukaryota, Fungi, Ascomycota, Orbiliomycetes, Orbiliales, Orbiliaceae. The transcript has 6 exons. Gene Ontology annotation, cellular component: cytosol. The coding region runs from base 1 to 5784 and encodes 1927 amino acids.